AUGAUUUAACCAAUUUGUAUUGAUCUUUAAGAAGAAAAUGUUUGGUAUUUAAUAGUUAGGAUCAGCAUUAGUAAAUAAGAAUCAAUUUCAAGAGCAUUUGUUUGUUAUGACAAACCAAAUUCUAUUGAUCUUAAAUAAUAUGAUGCAUGGAAUGCCAAGGGUACUUAAUUCUUAAAUUUUAAUAUUAAGGAUAAGCACUACUCGAUCUGAAUCAAUAUGAAGAAGCAAUCGAAUGCUACAUAAAAGCUAUUUCUGUUAAUUCUAAAAUUGAGUCAGCAUGGUAUGGUAAAGGUAAUUAAUUGUUAAAUAUUAAUAUUUAGGAUUGGCAUUAAACAGUUUGAAUAGGUAUCAAGGAGCAAUUGAAUGUUUCGAAGAAGUUAUUUCUAUUAAUCCAAUAAGUGAUUCAGCAUGGAAUUGCAAGGGUAAAUAAUUGUUAGUAUUAAUAUUUUGGAUGGGCAUUAAGAAAUUUGAAUCAUUAUCAAGAAGCAAUUGAAUGCUACAACCAAGCUAUUUCUAUUAAUUAAAAAAAUGAUUCAACAUGGUUUGGUAAAGGUAAUGAUUUGUUCAAUAUAAUAAUUAGGGUAUUCAUUAAGCCAUUUGAACCAAUAUAAAGAAGCAAUUAAAUGCUAUAAUGAAGCAAUUGUUAUAAAUUCUAAGUGUUAUAAAGCAUGGUUUAACAAGGGUACUGAAUUCUUAAUCAUUUGUAUUUAGGAAAUGCAUUAAGAAAUUUGAACCAAUAUUAAGAAGCAAUUUAGUGCUACGACGAAGCUAAUUUUAUCAAUCCUAAUUCUUAUGAGGUAUGGUUUAACAAGGGUAAAUAAUAGUUAAAUAUUAAUGAUUAGGGAGUGCAUUAAGCCAUAUGAAUUAAUAUCAACAAGCAAUUUUAUGUUACGACUUAUCUAUAUCGAUUAAUCCAAAAUAUGACUCAGCUUUUAAUGGCAAAGGUAAUAACUUGUUAAAUAUAAAUACUUAGGCAAGGCAUUAAGAAAUCUGAAUCAAUUUCAAAAAGCAAUUCAAUGCUAUAACAAAGCUAUCUCUAUUAAUUAAAAAAAUGAUUCUACAUGGUUUGGCAAGGGUAAUAAACUCUUAAAUAGUAAUAUUUAGGGUUGGUAUUAUAUAAAUUGAAAUAAUAUGAGGAAGCAAUUUAAUGUUACAAUGAAGCAAUUACUAUUAAUCCGUAAUUUGAUACUGCUUGGAAUAACAAAGGUAAUUAAUUGUUUAAUAUAUUAUUUAGGGUUGGCAUUAUAAAAAUUGAAUCAAUAUGAGGAAGCAAUUAAAUGUUACAAUGAAGCAAUAGCUAUUAAUCCUUAAUUUGAUACUGCUUGGAAAAACAAAGGUAAUUAAUUUUUUCAUAUAUUAUUUAGGAUUAGUAUUAAAUAAUUUGAAUCAAUAACAAGAAGCAAUUUAAUGCUACAAUGAAGCAAUAUCUAUUAACCCUAAUAAUACUUUUGCAUGGUAAAAUGAGGGUAAUAAAUUCCUAAAUAGUAAUAUUUAGGGUUAGUAUUAUAUCAAUUGAACCAAUAUUAAGAAGCAAUUAAAUGCUACAAAAAAGCAAUAUCUAUUAAUCCUUAAUUUGGUUCAGCUUGGUAUAAUAAGGGUAAAUAAUUUCUAUAUAUUAAUAUUUAGGAUUAGCAGUAUAAAAAUUGAAUCAAUAUGAGGAAGCAAUUAAAUGUUACAACGAAGCAAUAGCUAUUAAUCCUAAUUUAUCUUCUGCAUGGUAAAAUAAGGGUAAUGAAUUCUUAAAUAGUAAUAUUAAGGGUUGGUAUUAUAUAAAUUGAACCAAUAUUAAGAAGCAAUUAAAUGCUACAACAAAGCAAUAUCUAUUAAUCCUAAUUGUUCUUCAUCAUGGAAUAAUAAGGGUAAAUAAUUGCUAUAUAUUAAUAUUAAGGAUUAGCAGUAUAAAAAUUGAAUCAAUAUGAGGAAGCAAUUAAAUGUUACAACGAAGCAAUAGCUAUUAAUCCUUAAUUUGAUACUGCUUGGAAUAACAAAGGUAAUUAAUUGUUUCAUAUAUUAUAUAGGAUUAGCAUUAAAUAAUUUGAAUCAAUAACAAGAAGCAAUUUAAUGCUACAAUGAAGCAAUAUCUAUUAACCCUAAUUUAUCUUCUGCAUGGUAAAAUAAGGGUAAUGAAUUCUUAAAUAGUAAUAUUAAGGGUUGGUAUUAUAUAAAUUGAACCAAAAUUAAGAAGCAAUUAAAUGCUACAACAAAGCAAUAUCUAUUAAUCCUAAUUGUUCUUCAUCAUGGUAUAAUAAGGGUAAAUAAUUGCUAUAUAUUAAUAUUUAGGAUUAGCAGUAUAUAAAUUGAAACAAUAUAAGGAAUCAAUUAAAUGUAACAAUGAAGCAAUAGCUAUUAAUCCUUAAUUUGAUACUGCUUGGAAUAACAAAGGUAAUUAAUUGUUAAAUAUUAUUAUUUAGGAUUGGCAUUAUAUAUAUUAAAUCAAUAUCAAGAAGCAAUUAUAUGUUUAGAUAAAGCAAUUUCUAUUGACCCUAAUUAUUCUCCUGCAUACUAUAACAAGGGUAAAUAAUUAUUAAAUAUUAAUAAUUUAGGUAAUGUUUUAAAAAAAUUGAAAAAAUAUCAAGAAGCAAUUGAAUGUUAUAAUUUUGCAAUUGCUAUUAACCCUAAAAAUGAUUUAGCAUUUGAAAAUAAAGGUAAAUAUUUUAUUUUUUUAGGUUUAACCCUACAUACAAUAUAAAAAUUUAUGGAUGCACUUUCACAUUUUGAACAAGCCCUUUUAAUUAAAACUAAUGCUCUUAGAUUUAAAUUUAAAGGUAAAUUUUAUGUAAUUGAAUUAAGCGGAUUCACUAUUUGAAUUACGCAGAAAAUAAGAAGCAAAAUACUUUUAUUUGGCUGCAUAGGGACUGGGAUUGGGUCAGAAUGCCUAUAUUCAAAGUUAACUGUCAAAAUUAUGA
Messenger RNA from Paramecium octaurelia, 2906 nucleotides. NCBI's taxonomy places the organism in Eukaryota, Ciliophora, Oligohymenophorea, Peniculida, Parameciidae. The record is from the annotation of a GenBank genome assembly.